Molecule: messenger RNA, 1023 nt
Organism: Vicia villosa (hairy vetch)
Lineage: Eukaryota; Viridiplantae; Streptophyta; Magnoliopsida; Fabales; Fabaceae
Exons: 1
Coding region: 1-1023 (340 amino acids)
Biological process (GO): DNA integration
Molecular function (GO): nucleic acid binding
Source: RefSeq, a predicted model, not a curated record
AUGUUAAAAGAUUGCAUAGAAUUUGCAAAAGGAUGUCAAGAGUGUCAGAUGCAUGGGGGCAUCCAACACGUCCCUGCAAGCGAAUUGCAUACUAUUGUGAAGCCUUGGCCAUUCAGAGGAUGGGCUUUAGACGUAAUUGGGGAAAUAAAACCAGCUUCAUCGAAACAGCAGAGGUACAUUUUGGUCGGUAUCGACUACUUUACAAAGUGGGUCGAAGUUGUAGCUUUGAGAAACGUCGAUCAAGAAGUCGUGAUAGGUUUCAUACAAGAUCACAUUAUAUGUCGAUUUGGAAUACCAGAGACUAUCACAACCGACCAAGGAACAGUGUUCACUGGGAAGAAAAUGCAAGAGUUUGCCCAGGAGGUUGGCAUAAAGUUAUUGACGUCGACACCGUACUACGCCCAGGCGAAUGGUCAAGUCGAAGCUGCCAACAAGGUGAUAAUCAGCCUGAUAAAAAAGCAUGUAGGGAAAAAGCCAAAAAUUUGGCAUCAGUCUUUAAGUCAAGCCCUGUGGGCAUGUCAAACAUCUCCCAAAGAGGCGACUGGCACUACACCAUUUAGAUUGACAUAUGGACAUGACGCCAUGUUACCAGUUGAAGUAUACGCUCAAUCGGUAAGGAUACAAAGACAGCAUGAGAUACCAUCCGAAGACUAUUGGAGUAUGAUGACAGAUGAGCUCUUCGAUUUAGAUGAAGAAAGAAUGCUGGCUCUAGAUUCGUUGAGAAGACGAAAAGAAAAAGUAGCCAGAGCUUACAACAAGAAAGUAAGAAAUAAGGUGUUUGCUAUUAACGAUUUGGUUUGGAAAGUAAUAUUGCCUAUGGACAGAAACGACAGGUUCCUAGGGAAAUGGUCACCAAACUGGGAGGGACCGUUUAAGGUAAUCCAAGUUUUUACCAACAACGCUUAUGAGUUAGAGGAGUUAGCUCCAGAUCGACGGGUCAUAUGGGUAAAUGGUAAAUACUUAAAGGGAUACAAACCUACUCUUCAGGAGCUCACUAUUACGACAAUGUAUAUUAAAAAUUGA